GCAACAAUGACUAUCGUUACAACGAUUUAUUGUCGUCCGGUAUCUUCUAAGUAAUAAAUAUGAAUGAAUCGAGUUCGUCGAGAAGAAGUAGAAGGACUAGAUCUGCAAGAAGUCCUAUAGACCCUUUUCAUCUUAGAGAUCCAUGACCAGGCUCCCGGGCAUGGAGAGGCGCCUGAAUCCGAGUCACUAUUUGAUGUAAUGUGUGGCUCUGAUAUGUAUGCAAUGACAGAUUCGUUUUGAUUUCGAAUGGGUACUGAAAACGCCAGCACCAUAUCUAUGAUCAUGAACUUUUACUUAUAGUACAAAAUUCCAGAACAUUCGUGUUUAUGAGCCAUGAAGGAAAGUUUUAGUUGAAUAAUUGAUUUUCAAGUACAAUAGCAUGUGCUGGCCUUCCUCUGAAAAUCUGGGUAGAACGUUACUUACGCAGAGGGACCACCACGUUUGGCUCCUUGAGCAAGAACGAAUCCUUGCUCAUGGGGCCAUCGUACUCCUUCCAUCGCCAGCUACGACGGGGCUUCUAGCAUCCUACAGGUCGUGCGUCUUUGUCUUUCGCCCUGAGAAAAGUCACUGUUUGAUCUCUACAGUCAUAAAAGUGGAACUAGUACAUCUACAGGAAGGAUGAUCACGAGUCAUACUUUUUUCGAUAACUAUUAUCUCAUUGUGUUUGUGUAUGUGUUCUAUUUGGACAAUAUGAUUACGAAUAUCUUUAUUCAUCAUGCAACCCAAACUCAUCUACAUUGUAGCAUAGGUAAUGCUGACGGCGAGCGGAAAAUAAUAAGAGCGAUCCGUGGUUCUAUCGCAGCUGUGAUUGGUGUCCGGGAGUUGUCGGUCACACUCUUGCUAGGAGGAGGUGGCUUCUUCGUUGUACCUAAGUUUAUGAAAAUCGCUGCACUCGUUCUUCUUCUCCUCGUUGAGCACUAGAUGCUCAUCGUCGUCGUCGUCGUCGUUCUCGUGUGGCCUAUUUUCAUUGCGUGUUAUGUUCGCCACUUUUUCAGGAACAGGAAAAGGAGCUUCCGACGAAGGUUUCCUCCAUGGCGAUCUAGAUCUUGUUGUUUGGCUGCUUCACCCGCCUUCCUCCUUGGAUUACUUUCCUUCCUUGAUGUCUAUGCCUAAAUAAUGGUCUUUACUCGAAACCUCUACAAAGUGAAAUUACAGUUGUACCUAUGAUUGUUAGGAGGAUGCCUCGUUAUACUUAGUUGUGCUACUCUGAAUUUUUGACAGAUUUCCUCUUAAAUGACUCUAUCUAAUAUUCUUGAUAUGAUUCAUUCCCAAUCACAAUCCCAUUGAAAAAGUGCUAGAAAUGCCUCCUGUGUAUUCUUUCUACUUUCAAAAAUCAAUAUUCAUCCUAUAACAAUAAAAUUUCCCAAGAAGUACAAGUACUAACAGUAGUAGUUUCUAGCUGUAGUUGUUCUUCUUUCUCUUCGCUUUGACACAUAUGUGACUCCACGCAAAACUCAACUGUGAUGUAGCGAUAU
Amoebophrya sp. A25 is the source of this 1475-nucleotide messenger RNA. NCBI's taxonomy places the organism in Eukaryota, Dinophyceae, Syndiniales, Amoebophryaceae. The record is from the annotation of a GenBank genome assembly.